This is a messenger RNA of Cyprinus carpio (common carp), 1279 nucleotides long. It is a transcript of the gene aqp11, whose product is annotated as aquaporin 11. Gene Ontology annotation, molecular function: channel activity. The record is from RefSeq and is a predicted model, not a curated record. Gene Ontology annotation, biological process: transmembrane transport. NCBI's taxonomy places the organism in Eukaryota, Metazoa, Chordata, Actinopteri, Cypriniformes, Cyprinidae. Gene Ontology annotation, cellular component: membrane; cytoplasm.
CUUGAUCAGAGUUUAGCACGACGAUUAUUCUCAGCGGACGGUGCGAUGGCGGAGAUGGCCGAUCUCUCCGUCUCCCUGUCCUUACUGCUGCUGAUUGUAGUUUUUAGCGAGGUGGCGAGGAGGACGGCUUUAUAUCUUUUCCAGAAUCGAAACUGGAUCAUCUAUGUGCUGGAGCUGAUUUCCACUUUUCAGCUGUGCGCGUGCACGCACGAGUUAAAGCUGCUCGCGGAGGUGCGCGGACUGGACCCGCAGCUCGCGCUGACCCUCACGUACCUCAUCUCGGUGGUGCACGGGCUUUCGUUCCACGGCGCGAUCUGUAAUCCGACCGGCACUCUGGAGCAGCUCUGGCACGGGGCUUUGACGCGAGGAUGCGCACUGACGCGAAUCUCGUGCCAGCUGAUCGCGGCGGAGGCGGCGCGGCGCGUCAUGCCCCACGCGUGGGCACUGGCGCUCUCUGACCUGCACGCGCAACACUCAGCGACGGGCUUUAAAUGCGCGAGCAGCCCCGUUAACGCGCCUCUGCUGCAGGCCGCCGCGGUGGAGCUGAGCUGCGCGUUUGUGAUGCACACCGCGGUGUCUAAAGUGGAGAAGGUGGAUGAGAAAUAUCGGGUUCCUGCGAUAGCUGCAGUCAUCACUAUAUUAGUCUAUGCAGGUGGUCAUCUCACCGGCGCCGUGUUCAACCCAGCGCUGGCCUUCUCAGUGCAGUUCCCCUGUCCUGGAAACAGUUUUGCGGAGUACAGUUUUGUGUACUGGAUUGGACCAGUACUGGGUAUGACGGGCUCUCUGCUGCUUUUUGACAAAGCGAUCCCUGCUAUUUCAGGAAAACGCACAAAUCCAAAGCAACUGAACUCUAAUGGACUCAAGGUGAAAAAGAUGAAGUGAAUUAAGGCCUUAUGACAGAGACUGACUUCUCAUGCAUAAGUGCUUCUGUACUGUGAACACACACUGUAAUUCUCCAGCUCUUCUCCGAGCAAUAACCAGGGUUUCUGCAGGUUUUAAAAUGUCUUAAUUCAAGAUCUUAAAUCAGAGCAGAAAGUUUUAAAUUCAUAACGUCAUGGUAUUAAAUGAUGCAUGCGCUGUAAAAAAUGAAUAUCUUUCUCAGUGUUUUGUUAGUGUUUCUAAUACAAAUAAUUAAACAUCCUUAAAUCAAGAUACAUUUACUUGAGAUGCAAACUGAACAUAUGAAGUCUUGUUUUCUGAGAAAUUAAAAUUAAGUGAGUUUAUGGUUAAAUCAAGAACAAACGUCUGUCAGUGGGGAACCAAAAUCGUAAAUUCACUU